Messenger RNA from Coregonus clupeaformis (lake whitefish), 3542 nucleotides. RefSeq names its product zinc finger protein 605-like. NCBI's taxonomy places the organism in Eukaryota, Metazoa, Chordata, Actinopteri, Salmoniformes, Salmonidae. Gene Ontology annotation, molecular function: DNA-binding transcription factor activity, RNA polymerase II-specific; RNA polymerase II transcription regulatory region sequence-specific DNA binding. The transcript has 2 exons. Gene Ontology annotation, biological process: regulation of transcription by RNA polymerase II. The record is from RefSeq and is a predicted model, not a curated record. Gene Ontology annotation, cellular component: nucleus. Bases 1089 to 2279 code for a protein of 396 amino acids.
GUAAGAAAGGUUUCAAUGAUCCAGGAAACUUAAAGAAACACAUCAGGAGAGCUCACCCAGGAGAGAAGGUUGGUGUGGAGAGGCUCUACCGUGAACCGUGUCCUCACUGUGGGGAGAAGUUUCCCACAAAGAAGGCUUUGGAGGAGCACCUGGUAACCCACACAGGAGAGAAACCUCACCAGUGCUUUGACUGCGGGAAGGGAUUCAAUGAAUUGUCUAGUCUUAAGAGGCAUCUGAGAACUCAUACUGGGGAGAAACCGUAUGUUUGCCCUCGUUGUGGCAAGCGUUUUAAUGAUCCAGGAAACUUGAAGAAACACAUCAAAAGAACUCACUCCGAAGAACAUUCCAAAGAGGAACCUUCUGAGAACAAUGUUGGUUCUUCAGAACAGGAGGAGACAGUAAAGAAGCCUGUCCUUCAUCCAUGUUCUCACUGUGGGAAGAAGUUGUCAACCAAGACAAGACUAAAGAUUCACCUGAAGACCCACACUGUAGAGAAAUCUCACGUCUGCCCCGACUGCGGGAAGAGCUUCGCUUUCCGUCCCUCCUUGACCAAACAUCAGAAGCUUAGUCAUUCAGAGCACAGAGGAGUGAAACGGCACGAAUGUUCGGUCUGUGGGAAAGUCUUUAAUCAACCAGGAGCCUUGAGGUCCCAUCAAAGAACCCACACUGGAGAGAAACCCCACCUCUGUGCUGACUGUGGGAACAGUUUCUCUUUUCUGUCGUCUCUGAAAAGACAUCAGACACUUCACGCAGCAGGUAGUGCGAAGCCCCACGUGUGCUCUGUCUGUGGGAAAGGCUUUAGAGAUUCUGGAUACUUAAAAAAACAUCAAGCCAUCCAUUCAGAAGAGAAACCUCACCUCUGCUCCGAUUGCGGAAAGACUUUCGCAUCCUUAUUUACCUUAACAAAUCAUUCCAAAUUGCAUCGUUUAAAUAGAAACCAAUUCCAAUGCCCUCAAUGCAAGCGCCAUUUCCCAACAAAGGAAAGGCUGACAAGCCACCAGAGAACGCAUACCGGAGAGAAACCAUUUCGAUGCUCCCAAUGCCACAAACGCUUUUCUCACUCAAGUAGUUAUCAAAGGCACCUUCGUAUGCACACUGGGGAGAAACCCUUCAUUUGCCCCAUUUGCGGGAAGCGAUUUAACGACUCUUCGAACCUUAGAACACAUGUUAGAAGACAUAAAGGAGAGAAGAUAGGCAAGACACAGGUCUCUGAGCCAUGCCCUCACUGUGGGAAGAGGCUGGCUUCUAAGGCAGGGUUAGAGACUCACCUGCGGACCCACACUGGAGAGAAACCUCACCUCUGCGCCGACUGCGGCAAGAGCUUCGGCUUCCACUCAGCCUUGAGAAGACAUCAGAAAACGCAGCACGGAGAGCAAGUAGCAAAGCCGCACGUCUGUUCUGUCUGUGGGAAAGGCUUCAUGGAGUCUGGAGCGCUGAAGAAACAUGGGGUGACCCACGAGGAGAAACGGCACCUCUGCCCCGACUGCGGGAAGACAUUCAGGGUGCUUCAGGCCUUGUCGAAUCAUCAGAGAACCAAGCAUCAAAAAAUUAACGAGCAAGUAAGAGAGAAGAAUCCAUACCUCUGCCUUACUUGCGGCCAGGAAUUCAAUUCAAAGCAUAGAUUGAUAAUCCACGAGAGAAAGCACACAGGAGAGAAACCUUACCAAUGCUCCCAUUGCGACAAACGCUUCACUGAGAAGUCUUACAUGAAACGUCACCAGACGGUGCACACGGGAGAGAAACCUUUCCAAUGCUCCGUCUGCGAUAUGAAGUUCUCGCAUGGUGCAUCUUUAAUACGGCACCGCCUAAUACACUCGGGUGAGAAACCGUUUCACUGCACUUACUGCGACAAGAGUUUCUCUCAGUCGAAUACGCUGAAAACACACAUACUAACACACACCGGAGAGAAACCGUACCCGUGCCCCGACUGCGGGAAGCGUUUCACCGAAAAGAAAGCCAUGAAGAAACACCAGCGCGACACACACGGGACAGACACAUACAGCAACACACACGGGUCAGGGGCACACAGCUCUGCUUUCUCUUUGCCUGGUAAAAAACUGAGAUUGAGUCAAGACCGGAGCCCUCGAGCAAAGCCGUACCAAUGCCCUGACGGUGGCAAGUGUUUCUCAGAGAAAAGAGCUCUUACGAAACACCAGAAGACACACCGGAGAGACAGCGCCCCCUAUUGGUCCGGUAUACUGCAGCAAUGGAGUCAAGAACCGCAACACUCUGAUACUGACUCAGACUCUGACCAAGACCAAGACUGGACCUCUUUAUAAAGACUCAGACCAAGACUGGACCGCUUUAUAAAGACUCAGACCAAGACUCACCAAGACUCAGACCAAGACUGGACCUCUUCAUAAAGACUCAGACCAAAACCAAGACCUCUUUAUAAAGACUAAGACCAAGACCAAGACUGGACCUCUUUUUAAAGACUCAGACCAAGACAGGACCUCUUUAUAAAGUAUCAGACUCAGACAGGACAUCUUUAUAAAGACUCCAACCAAGUCUGGACCUCAGUAUUGACCCCCAGAGUCAGAUUCUGACACUGACCGAGACCAGGACCUAUUUUAUAGAGGGAAUAUAUGAUUGUGCUGUCUUUUGAUUGUUCUGGCCAGCAGUUUCCCAGCCUUUUCCCCUCUCUUCACAGUAUGUCAACCUUCAGUAGCCAAUUCUGCUUUAAUUAUGAGCAAUUUUGUUUUGUUGCAUGUUUUAUUGAGACUUUAGAUUUUGCCCAAUUCUAUAUUAUAACGUAAUAUGUUUUUACAAAAUAAGAGUAAUUGCACCAAAAGCAUGAGAAUAUGAUUUGGUCGGGAGUCUGAAGACCAAGACGAUGAGAUCAACAGUCCAUCUCUGGUGUAAACAAGGGCUCUUUUCAAUCAGAUCCGCUUUAGCGGUGUCGGAGGUAGAACUGCGUUACAGCUGUCAAAUCCACAAGCGGCUCCCGGCGUUGGACCUGAAGCGGACGUUGCAAUCGGCUCCACAGUCGCGUCAACAGAAAUCCCAUGCAGCCUUGUUUAGAAGUUCCAACACUGGAAUGUGAGAUGUCAUCUACACCCAGUUGAAUGAUUUUUUUUAUUUGAGCGUAAUUCUUUCUAUAUAUAUCCUACACUUGGUUGUCGACAGCUCCAACAGUUCCACAUCAGACGCUGCCAAAACAUCCGCUAUGCCGGUUAAUGCUUGAUCACAUUGAAUCUAGGCCUAAGUAUAUACUCUGGCAGAUUAUAUUGAAGUGUGUUUCAAAGACCGUUUUGAGUUUAUGGCAAAACAUCAACAUGGAAACUGUGACAGUAAACGUGUUUGAACUGAGUUUUGAGGUUCUAGUUCUUGUCUUCAGUUAUUUGACUGUCUGGUCAGAGUGGAGAGUUUUACAGCAGAUUCAGAGAUGAUCAAUAUGGACAAUAGUGUAAUUAAUUCUGGCUGCAGUUAAUAUAUUAUAUAAAUGUCAUUUUAACUAACACUGUCCAGAUCUGGAUAAGAGCGUCUGCUAAAUGACGUAAAUGUAAAUGUAAAUAAAAUUGCUACUCGCUUUCUAGCCUGAA